Molecule: messenger RNA, 687 nt
Organism: Cydia fagiglandana
Lineage: Eukaryota; Metazoa; Arthropoda; Insecta; Lepidoptera; Tortricidae
Product: translation machinery-associated protein 7 homolog
Exons: 3
Coding region: 112-306 (64 amino acids)
Source: RefSeq, a predicted model, not a curated record
CUUGUGAAGUUGCAAAUGCGCACUGUGUUUUGGCUAUCAUUAUCAAUUUUUGUAAUAAUCUAACAAUCUACGUUACCUGCACCUUUAAUUUUAAUUUAGUACAUUCCCAACAUGUCUGGCCGUGAAGGUGGUAAGAAGAAGCCGCUGAAGGCGCCCAAGAAGGAGUCCAAGGAGCUGGACGAGGAUGACCUGGCCCACAAGGCCAAGCUCAAGGAGCAGCAGAAGGCUUUAGCGGAUGCGAAAGCAAAGGCAACCCAAAAAGGUCCCCUCGCACAAGGUGGAAUAAAGAAAUCUGGCAAAAAGUGACACAACUCUGUGACAAUCUACUGUUUAAGAUAUAGGUUGUAAUAAAUUCUUAUUUAAGAACUAUUUAAGAUCUUCCGUAUAUCAGCAAUUGAAAAUGUAUGCAUUUUAAACCUUUUGCUAUAUUUUUGAGGUUAUGUAAUAACGGGUUUCACUAUUUUUCUUUUUGUGCUUCUUGUCUGGCAGUAUAGUGUUUUCACACUUUGACAAUUACUUAAAAAGUUUUUUUUCUGUGUAUACACAAUAGGUAGUUUACAGUCAUUGUAAAACUAACAUUUUUUUAUAAUUAAAAAUUAACACUGCCCCAAAAUGGUUGAAAAUGGUAAUUUCUUCAUGUAAGUGUUACAUUUGCAUUUAUAACGUAAUAAACUUGUGAAUACCAAA